UACAAAAUCUCAGUUAAAAAGCAAAUUUUCAGGUAAUUAAUUAUUUUGAAAACAAUCUUAAUGAACAUCAAACGGCAAUAAAUGGGAGAAUAAAUCAGCUUAUUGAAAAUUAUAACAAAGCAAUGAAUGAAGGGGAUCAGGCAGUGGUUAACCAAAUUCGGGAGGAGAAAAUAGAGUUUAUUAUUGGAAGAUUAACUGAUUUUACUGAGUUAAAAACAGAUGAGAAUUACGAAGAUUUUUUAGGACAAUAUGGCUUUAGUAGGGAAAUGGUCUCUAAAGAUUACUUUAUGGGAUUAAGGUGA
Meloidogyne enterolobii is the source of this 302-nucleotide messenger RNA. The record is from the annotation of a GenBank genome assembly. NCBI's taxonomy places the organism in Eukaryota, Metazoa, Nematoda, Chromadorea, Rhabditida, Meloidogynidae.